Messenger RNA from Rosa chinensis, 793 nucleotides. RefSeq lists its product as uncharacterized. The transcript is spliced from 2 exons. The coding region runs from base 120 to 734 and encodes 204 amino acids. The record is from RefSeq and is a predicted model, not a curated record. NCBI's taxonomy places the organism in Eukaryota, Viridiplantae, Streptophyta, Magnoliopsida, Rosales, Rosaceae.
CUGUACAUCAUUAGAAGUGGGAGCUGUUCAGAAGCGAAUCUGCUCCGAAUUUCAACAAGAUGUCAAACUCGAACAUACUCUAUUUUGUUCAAUUGGAUUAUGCAGGCAAAAGAUAGCUAAUGUGGGCUCAGGAUGUUGAGCUCCACCUUAUUGCUCGUGACUUAUUGCAUACAAUCCAAGAGCUUUGUCAUAAAGGAACUGCUCCAGACCCUCAAACUGAGAUCGACAAUUCUAGGACACUUGCCCUAAUGAUGCGUCACAUGGAUAGGGACCUCAGGUUUGAGUUCAUGAAUGAGGAUAGUGUUAUAAAGCUAUGGCAAGCGCUUCGUGAACGUUAUGGCAACGUUCGUGACUCCAUCCUUUCGAAUUUAGAAGCAGAAUUGAAUGAUCUUCGCUUCUCUGACUUUGAUACAAUUAUACAAUUUUAUUCGGAAGCUCUCCGCAUCACAGGAAUGAUGCGCUUAUGUGGCAAGACGAUCACAGAAGAACAAUUGAUUGAGAAAACCCUCAAUACCUUCCCUGUCUAUGCUAUGAGGUCCUGUGAUUUAUUUUGGACUCAUAUAAAUGCAAGAAGGAUCACAAGCUUUCAACAGCUUAUUAAAGCUAUGGAAAUUGCUGAAAGGAAAGACAACGAGCUUGUGAGAAGAGAAAUUGAUAGGCUUCGAGAUAGCUAUCCAGAGCGUCGCCCUAUGGCUAGAGAAAGUUGCCAUAGACGUCAUGAUCUAUACGAUUGAAAUGCUCAUGAAGGUAGUUGCCAAAGGCGACAAUCACGCCACCAUAGGAGCCGUGACUU